Molecule: messenger RNA, 2381 nt
Organism: Cololabis saira (Pacific saury)
Lineage: Eukaryota; Metazoa; Chordata; Actinopteri; Beloniformes; Belonidae
Exons: 3
Coding region: 127-1986 (619 amino acids)
Biological process (GO): regulation of transcription by RNA polymerase II
Cellular component (GO): nucleus
Molecular function (GO): protein dimerization activity; double-stranded DNA binding
Source: RefSeq, a predicted model, not a curated record
AACAACAUUCCAGCAGCGGUCCUUGGCUUCCACGGAGACAAAGUAAAGUUUAAACUAUUAACUACAUACUGUAGAUAUGGGGAGACAUUACUACAUACAGGAUAAAGUAAAUAUAAACCUUCAGUUAUGGAGCGAUUUCUCCGUCCGGUGCCGAGUAAGUCAAAGCUUCCUAAUAUUACCGCGGCUGACAGAGCAAAACAGUACAAAGAACUACACGAGGAUGGGGGAAAGUUAUUCUGUACAAGUUGCAACAAAGUCAUCGAUCACAGAAGAAAUUCAACAAUAAGGGACCACUUGUGUUCCGCUUUGCAUCAGAGGCGAAAGUCUGAAACUCCCGCGCAAGUGGCUUUAAAAAGACAAACGACCAUAACGACAUCACUCAGCAGGCGCACGGUUGCUGCCGAAGAACGUGAAAAGGUUUGCUUGGAAUGGAUCAAAGCUUGUACAGCAACAAACACACCACUGUCCAGAUCUGACAGUCCCCUGAUGAGAAGUUUCUUGCUCAACAGAGUAGUGAAUGGAGGAGCCAUCCCUGGCUUUAAACAACUACAAGAGAGGUAUCUUCCAGAGGUAUACAGCAUAGAGAAGGAGGUCAUCAAAAACAUGAUCAAAGAUAUGCCUGUCUCUGUCAUGUUUGAUGAAACACCCGAUGCAGAAGGACGCUGCGUGCUCAACAUAAUGGUGUCUCCUCUCGUCAAGGAUGAAUCUGGAAAAAUACGCAGCUACCUGAUUGACACCGUUUUCCUAGACAAAUGCAAUCAUUCAACAGUGGCAAGUGCAACAGUCAACGCUCUAAAUGACUUUGGAGUGAAACCAGAUGAUGUGAUUUCUAUUGACACCGACAAUGCUGCAUAUAUGCUUAAGGCAUACAAAACUGCCCUCAAAGCUCUGUUUCCCAAUUCCAUCCAUGUGACAUGCCUGGCACAUAUCAUGAAUCUUGUUGGAGAAUCUUUCAGGAAGCCUUUUGCAGAGGUGAACACAUUCAUGAGGUAUUUCUCACAGGUGUUUUACAUGGCAGGUGCCAGGAAGAGGAGAUACCUGAGCUUUCUCAAAACCUCGGGCACAACAGCAAAAAUGGCUCCCAAUCCUUGUGGCACAAGAUGGAACUCAUGGUACAUGGCAGCAGCAUACCAUGCAGAACAUUAUGCCUUGUACAAGUCCUUUUUCACAGAGGAGCUGGAGAUCUGCAGGCCAUCUGCCCCCAAUUCACUGGAGCAGCUGUAUGCCAUUACACAAGAUGAAAGUCUCUCUAUGACACUGCAGCUACACCUCAACAUCAUUUCUGAAAAGUCACAAGUGCUUCUCCAGCUUUGCAACCUGUUUGAAAGCAACUUGCCUGUCACAAUGAAGGUUUUUGACAUAUGGGAAGAUCUACAGAUCACAUUCGCAGCCAACAAAGAGCUAAAGUUGGAAUCAUGUGAUCACUUCUUUGGUCCAAAUCUCCCAUAUGCAAAGAAGAAGGAGACCCUGGCCAUAUUUGAACAGGCCUACCAACUAGCAGAAGAGAAGUUGUCCAAGUACAUGGAUGGUGCUCAGCCGGCCAUGCAGUUCUUAAAAGAAUGCAGGGUUUUCAAUCCCAGAUGUAUCGUCCUGUUCAGCGAGGAUGAGGAUCUAAGCAGCAUCCCUGGUUUUGAAGAUAUACCUAAGGAAGAAAUCCACCUCUACUUCACAAAGUUUGGUCCAGCUGCAGUCAUGGCCUCACUCUCUGGAGUGAUUGACAUGGAUCUGUUUUGGCACAGCAUGCAAGAGCCACUACCCCAGCUGUCUAGGUUAGCAAUGAGGUACAAGGACUGUGUCACAAACUCAGCUGAUGUGGAAAGGUCAAACAGCAUUUACAAAAUGGUGUUAUCAUCCAGGAGACGCUCACUGACUGAGGCCAACAUCAAGGCAUUGGUGUUCCUGUACGUAAAUCUCAAAGCACAGUGUGCUCAGGAGUCAGUUAGUGAGAAUGAUGGUGAUGAUGAUGAUGAUGAUGAGAUGCUGUAAAUGGCAUUUGUUUCACUGAGAAAUGGGCAAGUUAAAUUGUGGCACUGGAGUUUAAAUUUAUUGAAACAUGUUUGUUUUUGUUAAAAAAAAAGAAAAGAAAAGGAAAAACUGAAUCUAUAAUUUCAUUUGCACUGAUCACACAGCUUAUUGUUAUACCUGAAUGUUUACAUUUACUUUAUGCUGUAUGCAGUAAAUGUUUCCCUUAUCCACUGUUAUGUAGUUGAUAGUUUAAACUUUACUUUAUAUCCCAGUGGAAGCCAAGGAACGAUGCUGGAAUGUUGUUGUUGUUGUUGUACACAGUCAAGUGUGUUGAGUUAAAGAAUCUGUGUACAGUUUGGACUAAUUGCCCAUUAUGCCAGCAUGCCAUGCUGUGACUGAAUAUGUACAUACUCUGU